Salvelinus namaycush (lake trout) is the source of this 4444-nucleotide messenger RNA. RefSeq names its product phospholipid-transporting ATPase IG-like. Gene Ontology annotation, molecular function: ATP binding; magnesium ion binding; ATP hydrolysis activity. Gene Ontology annotation, biological process: phospholipid translocation. The coding region runs from base 384 to 3803 and encodes 1139 amino acids. NCBI's taxonomy places the organism in Eukaryota, Metazoa, Chordata, Actinopteri, Salmoniformes, Salmonidae. Gene Ontology annotation, cellular component: endoplasmic reticulum; recycling endosome; trans-Golgi network. The record is from RefSeq and is a predicted model, not a curated record. The transcript is spliced from 29 exons.
CACACCGCGCGGCGAGUUGAUUUGUAUGCGACGAUUCAUUUGGGAAAGACAGCAACAGCGCAUAGUACUACAGGAUGUCGCGGAUCAUUUCAACGUUUUGCACGGGGAAGCACGACUAGCACAGUAACGCGAUUCAUAUUUAAAAGGUAUAAUGCGAAUGGUUAGAAGAGCUCGAAUUCAAACAAAAUGGAAACAAUUUAGAAUCGCUGCGGCAUUCCAUGUAGCCAGAAGGACUACUAGGGUAGAACAUAGCUGGAUAGCGAGCUAGUUAUUAACUAAUAUACAUGCGAAGUUACAUAUCAGAAAAGCUCAAACAGAGCCUGUAAGCUGGUUGAAACUAUUAGUCCCCAGUUACCAAAGAAGACUGAAGAAAAUACUUAAAUAUGCUACGGAGAAGACUGAACCGUUUGUUUGGUAGGGACGAGAGGAGGGUAGACAGCAGGACCAUCUACGUAGGCCACCGGCCCUGUCCCGCCACCGAAGCUUUAACCCCCCCCAAGUUCUGUGACAACAGGAUUGUCUCUUCCAAGUACACGGUGUGGAACUUUCUGCCAAAGAAUCUGUUUGAGCAGUUCAGAAGAAUCGCCAAUUUCUACUUCCUCAUCAUCUUUUUGGUGCAGGUGAUCGUAGACACCCCCACCAGCCCAGUCACUAGUGGCCUACCCCUGUUCUUCGUCAUCACUGUCACAGCCAUCAAACAGGGCUAUGAGGACUGGCUGCGGCACAAGGCAGAUAAUGAGGUGAAUAAGUACCUGGUGACAGUGCUGGAGGACGGCCGGAGAGCAUGCAAGGAGAGCGAGAAGAUCAAGGUUGGGGAUGUGGUGGAGGUGGUUGAGGAUGAGACCUUUCCCUGCGACCUCAUACUGCUGCAGUCCAGCCGGGAGGACGAGACCUGUUUUGUCACCACGGCCAGUCUGGACGGGGAGUCCAACCAUAAGACACACUACACAGUGCCAGACACGGAGAGGAACCUGGAGUCUCUCAGCGCCACCAUCGAGUGCGAGCAGCCGCAGCCUGACCUCUACAAAUUUGUGGGGCGUAUGCACAUCUACAGGAACAACCAGGAACCUGCUGUGAGGUCUUUGGGUCCAGAGAAUCUCCUCCUGAAAGGUGCUACCUUGAAGAACACUCAGAAGAUAUAUGGUGUGGCAGUUUACUCAGGCAUGGAGACCAAGAUGGCUCUGAACUACCAGGGGAAGUCCCAGAAGCGCUCUGCGGUGGAGAAGUCUAUCAAUGCCUUCCUGCUGGUGUACCUGUGCAUCCUGGUGAGCAAGGCCCUGGUGUGCACCACACUCAAGUAUGUGUGGCAGAGCCGACCAGGCCAGGACGAGCCCUGGUACAACCAGAAGACGCAAAAGGAGAAAGAUACCAACCUGUACCUGAAGAUGUUUACUGACUUCCUGUCGUUCAUGGUUCUGUUCAACUUCAUCAUCCCCGUGUCCAUGUACGUGACAGUAGAGAUGCAGAAGUUCCUGGGCUCUUUCUUCAUCUCCUGGGACAAGGACUUCUUUGACCCCGAGAUCCAGGAAGGGGCUCUGGUCAACACAUCCGACCUCAACGAGGAGCUGGGACAGGUGGAGUACGUGUUCACAGACAAGACGGGUACGCUGACCCAGAACAACAUGGAGUUCAUUGAGUGCUGCAUCGACGGCUUCCAGUACAAGUACGCCGACUCAGGCACCGAGCUGGACGGCUUCUGUGUCACAGAUGGACCUGUGAACAUACUGCAGCAGAAGGCUGGCAGGGAGAAGGAGGAGCUGUUCCUGCGGGCUCUGUGUCUGUGCCACACGGUGCAGGUGAAGGAGGCUACGGGUCAGGAGGAUGGAGUAGCAGACGGUGUAGAGGACCAGGUGGACGGCGUCAUGGGGCUGGAUGGAGAGACGGUCCGCCCUGCGGACCUCAGGGGCUUCAUUGCCUCCUCACCCGACGAGGUGGCACUGGUCAAGGGAGCCAUGAAGUACGGUUUCAAAUUCCUUGGUAUGGAGAGCAAGAACAUGAGAGUGAUGAACAGAAACAACGAUGUUGAAACGUAUGAACUGCUUCACGUGUUGAACUUUGACCCGGUGCGAAGGCGUAUGAGUGUGAUAGUCCGAACCAAAUCAGGGGACACCAUGCUGUUCUGUAAGGGGGCCGACUCCUCCAUCUUCCCCCGUGUCAGGCAGGAGGAGGUGGACAGGAUACGCAUGCACGUGGAACGCAACGCUACGGAGGGCUACCGGACGCUGUGUGUGGCCUACAAGCUGCUGAGCAGUGAGGAGUAUGACCAGGCAGACACGGGGCUGAGGGAAGCCAAGCUGGCCCUGCAGGACCGAGAGGAGAAACUCAUGGCUGUAUACAACCAGGUGGAGACCGGGAUGAGCCUGAUCGGAGCUACCGCCGUGGAGGACAGGUUGCAGGAGGAGGCAGCCGAGACCAUGGAGGCCCUGCAGGGAGCCGGCAUGAAGGUGUGGGUCCUGACGGGGGACAAGAUGGAGACGGCCAAGUCCACGUGCUACGCCUGCCGGCUGUUCCAGAGGAGCACAGAGCUGCUGGAGCUGACGGUGCGAACCCUGGUGGAUCUGGGGAGGAAGAGAGAGGAGCGCCUCCACGAGCUGCUGCUGGACUACCACAAGAGGGCAGUACAGGACGCCCCACCGAUCAAGGCUGGGGUCACCAGGAGCUGGUCUUCAGCCAACCAGGACUACGGCUUCAUCAUAGACGGAGCCACUCUGUCCUUGGUGCUUAACUCCUCUCCUGACUCCAACUCCAGCUGCUACAAGAGUCUCUUCCUCCAGAUCUGUCAGAACUGUACCACUGUCCUGUGCUGCCGCAUGGCUCCCCUACAGAAGGCCCAGAUAGUAAAGAUGGUGAAGAACUCUAAAGGCAGCCCCAUCACCCUCUCCAUCGGAGAUGGAGCCAACGAUGUCAGUAUGAUCCUGGAGGCACACGUUGGCAUCGGUAUAAAGGGUAGAGAGGGUCGCCAGGCAGUGAGGAACAGUGACUAUGCCAUCCCUAAGCUCAAGCACCUGAAGAAACUGCUACUGGGACACGGGCACCUCUACUAUGUCCGUAUUGCCCACCUGGUGCAAUACUUCUUCUACAAGAACCUCUGCUUCAUCUUACCUCAGUUCCUGUACCAGUUUUUCUGUGGAUACUCCCAGCAACCCCUCUACGACGCAGCCUAUCUGACGAUGUACAACAUCUGUUUCACCUCAAUGCCUAUCCUGGCCAACAGCCUCUUGGAGCAGCACAUCUGUAUGGAGGUCCUGAUGGACAAUGCCGCCCUCUACAGGGACGUAGCAAAGAAUGCCAUGUUGCGUUGGGGCCCCUUCCUGUACUGGACACUACUGGGGGUCUACCAGGGCCUCUUAUUCUUCUUCGGGGUCCGCUUUCUCUUUAGUAACCCCGCCCUGCAGGAUAAUGGCCAGGUGUUUGGGAAUUGGUCGUACGGAACGAUUGUUUUUACUGUCCUCGUUUUCACCGUGACGCUGAAGCUGGCUAUGGAUACUCGCCAUUGGACGUGGAUCAAUCACUUUGUCAUCUGGGGCUCGCUGGCCUUCUACAUGUUCUUCAGCUUCUUCUGGGGUGGGAUCAUAUGGCCUUUCCUUCGGCAGCAGCGUCUCUACUUUGUGUUUGCUAAUAUGCUGAGCUCUGUGUCAGCCUGGCUGAUCAUCAUCCUGCUCAUCCUGCUCAGCCUGCUGCCUGAGAUCCUGCUGCUGGUCCUCCGAAAGCCCCGCGGGCCCCACUCACGACAGCCUUCAGAGGACUUCCUCCUAAAAACAUCCAGAUCGCUGCCGUCACGCCCUUGUCCUACAAGCACCUGAUCGGGCAGGAGUGAAGGGCAGAAAGGAGGGUCAACUAUACUGCGGCCAGUGUCUUUCAGGCCCCCAUGGCAGUCAAGCUGGCUGCCUGCACUUUUGCCUAAUCUAAAAAGAAAAUGGAAAUUGAUAAAAAGAAAAUAGAAAAGAUGCUAGAAGAGCCAGGGCUGGACUCCUCUUCCUGUUUCCCUCUGCAUGUCUGCAGAGUACUGCACCACCGGCCCACGCAGCACAGGCCGUUUUUACCACCGUUUUUACUGCACUAUUCAGACAGGAGGCAUGAGUUUCCGCAGUUUCUUUUUCAUUUUUUGAAUUCUUUCUUUAAAAAAUGGAAAUGAAUGCGUACACGGCUACCUUGUCAGUAGUACUACUACGAUCUGCUGUGUUCUAACAUGCAGCCACACCUCCACUGACCCAGAAUGAUUCAUCUGCAUGAAACGAAGGAGGUUCCAUGAAUGCCACAUUCCACUUGUUAUUACUUGUGUGUUUACGUCACGGUUUGUUAAAACAAAAAUACAAAUGUUACGUAACUUUCUUAAACAGAUUCCACAGUUCCAGGCCCAAAUAGUUUGUACAGUACCAGUCAAAAGUUUUAGAACACCUUCUCAUUCAAGGGUUUUUCUUUUUUUUAAUUAUUUUCUUCAUUG